Sinocyclocheilus anshuiensis is the source of this 1131-nucleotide messenger RNA. Its product is annotated as centromere protein N-like. Gene Ontology annotation, biological process: CENP-A containing chromatin assembly; chromosome segregation. The record is from RefSeq and is a predicted model, not a curated record. The transcript is spliced from 9 exons. Gene Ontology annotation, cellular component: nucleoplasm. Bases 68 to 895 code for a protein of 275 amino acids. NCBI's taxonomy places the organism in Eukaryota, Metazoa, Chordata, Actinopteri, Cypriniformes, Cyprinidae.
CUCUCUCUUUUCCUUCUCCCUAUUGUAGGAGAACAGACUUAACCUGAAGCACAUCACUAAUUUGGAAAUGAUCUAUCAUAUAGAAAACCCUGAUCAAGGCACCUGGCAUGCAUGCCAGCUUGCUGAGGCACAGGAUGAUGCAGUUUGUGUAGAGUUGACACAGUUUAAAGAGCAGUUUAAGGCACACUUGCAUGGGGUCAUUCGGCAUAUUUCCAUUAAGAUGAAGAAACAUGAGGAUGAGGCUAUAUGGAUUCGGAUUGCAUGGGGAGACAACUUCAGCAAACCCAACCACCUUAAGCCAACUUAUGUUGUGCACCACCUGCACACUUCCUAUGUGUUUAUAUCCAACCUCAUGGCCAAACACAAGAUAUUUCUUUGUCAGGCAUUAGUAAUAGCCACUAAACAUGGCUCUAUAAAGGACGGCCACCUGAGCACCAGGAGUCUCACUGCAAUGAGGGACUUACUUCUGAGACGUUAUCAGCAGGUUUUCCCAAAUGCACACUCAAGGAUCCCACAGGAAAGAAACACCCUUUCAUCCCAUCCCUGUAUUGGAAAGGAACACAGUGACCAUGAAGAGAUGAGACAUCAGAUGUCCUGUGAGGCAUUUGGACAGAGCCCUUCACCAAAGCUAGAAACAGCAGUGUAUAGACUUGAGACAAGGUACAGGGGAAAUGGCAACCACACCCUCAGUGACAGAGAGGAGUUCUUCAGAGGGGUGGUCAGAUUCUCAAGCAGCAGUCUGCUAGAUUCCUUGCGCCACUGUGUUGCUUCAGGCAUGGCUGAAGGUCCAGUUACUCCGCUAUUGUCAGCCAUCACUCAGAGAGGAAGGAAUUAUUUUGUGAUCACAGACAAAGGCCCUGGUGUUUCCAGCCAAGCAUCAGCACAGAGACCCUGAUCACAACAGACAUUGUAGAGAACGAUCAAUUCAACCGGGAUGUGCAUACAUGAGAAUAUAUAUUUUGCAUCCUGCAAACCAAAAAAACAUUAGAGUAGUCAUGUGUAUAGUCUAUCAGUGUCAUAAGAGGACACGUCUGAGACAGCUGUAAUGAUCACUGAUCCAGCAAGGAGAGACAAAAUGUUUUUACAGUUAACCUUGGUAAUACAGCAUGUAUUAUUUUUAGCAUCAUUUGA